GGCAACUGUGUGGCACCUCCCACCACCCCGCCUCCCCGCGCACGCGCGCGGAGCAGGACGGGCCGAAUCACGCACCCAAAAUGGCGGCCGCAAUGGAUGUGGACACCCCCAGCGGAACCAACAGCGGCGCCGGCAAGAAGCGCUUCGAAGUGAAGAAAUGGAAUGCCGUAGCUCUGUGGGCAUGGGACAUUGUGGUUGAUAACUGUGCCAUUUGCAGAAACCACAUUAUGGAUCUGUGCAUAGAAUGUCAAGCCAACCAAGCAUCGGCUACCUCUGAGGAGUGCACAGUUGCAUGGGGUGUCUGCAAUCACGCUUUCCACUUCCACUGCAUCUCUCGCUGGCUCAAAACUCGCCAAGUAUGUCCACUGGACAACAGGGAAUGGGAGUUCCAAAAGUAUGGACACUAGAGAGAUGGUCACACGCUUCUUGUUAUGUCAUCGAACUCAGUUGUUCUUGUCACUAUGGGUUUGUUUUAGUGACUUGGAAAGUCAGUAAUGUAUACGAUUCUUCUUUCAUGCUAAUUUCUUCCUAUUGUAUACCAUUGAAUAAAGUCUUGCUGGAGCUUCCUGUCAAA
Poecile atricapillus (Black-capped chickadee) is the source of this 574-nucleotide messenger RNA. RefSeq names its product ring-box 1 (gene RBX1). Gene Ontology annotation, cellular component: nucleus; cullin-RING ubiquitin ligase complex. The coding region runs from base 81 to 407 and encodes 108 amino acids. Gene Ontology annotation, biological process: ubiquitin-dependent protein catabolic process; protein ubiquitination. The record is from RefSeq and is a predicted model, not a curated record. Gene Ontology annotation, molecular function: ubiquitin protein ligase activity; zinc ion binding; cullin family protein binding. The transcript is spliced from 5 exons. Lineage: Eukaryota; Metazoa; Chordata; Aves; Passeriformes; Paridae.